Molecule: messenger RNA, 2025 nt
Organism: Chlorocebus sabaeus (green monkey)
Lineage: Eukaryota; Metazoa; Chordata; Mammalia; Primates; Cercopithecidae
Product: histone H3.1
Cellular component (GO): nucleosome
Molecular function (GO): structural constituent of chromatin; DNA binding; protein heterodimerization activity
Source: RefSeq, a predicted model, not a curated record
AUCCUGCCUUAUAAUGGUCAAAGGUUUCUAGCUAGCGGCAGUUCAAGUUACUCCGGAAAACCACACAGAUAAACUCAAAACGUGGCGAAUCUGGCCCCACAACACAUCUACUGAAUGAGAAUUAGCGUCUUCCAAAGUCUUAAAGUAGUCGUUUACGGACUACAGCUUGAAAAGCGCAGAAUUAGAAUUUUAGGAAAUUAACGCUCUUGGAUCGCAUACUUACAGAGAAGAGAGGAUUAAAAAAUGAAGUGAUUUAUCCAAUCAGACUUUCCAUUAAUUCACCAAUCACAUCGUUGGACUCUUCAGCCAAUGGUUUUGUUGCGCGGGACUUUUGAAAAUCAACAAGGCCAAUUAGAAUGUUUCUGAGUAUAUAUAAGGGCAGUCGCCACUCUGCCAAGUGGCUGAGUUUUUCUUCCAGUUAAUCUGAGAUGGCCCGCACCAAGCAGACUGCACGCAAGUCCACCGGUGGCAAAGCACCGCGCAAGCAGCUGGCCACUAAGGCGGCUCGGAAAAGCGCGCCGGCCACCGGCGGCGUGAAGAAGCCUCACCGCUACCGUCCCGGCACCGUGGCUCUGCGCGAGAUUCGCCGCUACCAGAAGUCGACUGAGCUGCUGAUCCGAAAGUUGCCUUUCCAGCGCCUGGUGCGAGAAAUCGCUCAGGACUUCAAGACGGAUCUUCGCUUUCAAAGUUCCGCGGUGAUGGCCCUGCAGGAGGCCUGCGAAGCCUAUUUGGUGGGGCUCUUUGAGGACACCAACCUGUGUGCCAUCCAUGCUAAGCGAGUGACUAUCAUGCCCAAGGACAUUCAGCUCGCUCGCCGCAUUCGUGGGGAGAGAGCGUAGAGGUUUCUGGGUAAUAAUUCUCUCCAACCCAAAGGCUCUUUUAAGAGCCGCCUACUUUAACCCGAAAAUAGCUGUAAUUGACUAAUCGAAUCUUUGAACGUUGGUUGUAGUACUUAAGUCCUCAUUUGAUUGGCUAAAGUUAAUGGUAAGCUUGCUAUAUUUGUUCCCGUGCUUUCUCCCGAACAUGCCAGAUUGUCAACGUCCUUUUUUUUUUAAACUUAAAUUUAAAUUUUUAAAUUUUUGCUGGCUAUUAGGGGUUUGGUGCUUCGAUUUGGUAGUGGAAGGGGCCAUCUGGGUUCAUGUUAUACAUGGUUUGUCUCAAGCGUUAGUUGCGUUGUCUACUUAUACUCAUUAUAGAAGGGUUUUUUUCCGUAGUGUAUUUGUAGUUAAUCCCUUUUAAAACCUUAGUUAAUGAGCAUUGGCAGUUGAGAAUAGGUACAGAUGUCCUUGGUUGCUGCUUUUUCUUGUCUGAAGUAAGCUAUUUCUACAAUCCCCCGCCCCACUUUUUUUUUUUUUUAAAACAGUUCUUGGUCUUUUCUGUGAAAUGAUCCAUUUUUGACCGAUAGUUGAUUCAAUAUCAAAAAUUGGUGGCAGAAACCAAAGCCAGAUUGGCUUCUACAUUACUGGCAGCGUGGGCAUUACCUGGGAACUUGUUAGAAACUUGUUUCAAUCCCCAGCUAGGGCUGGAGUCAAUCUGUAUAUACCUCAGAUGAUUGUCAUGAACACUGAUAUAGGAAGCCUAGGUUGUUGGUUUUGGUCUAAUCAAUAAAGGCAUCCUGCCUGUGAACUGUUACAAGGAGUGAGCUUUUGCAAAAUGUAUGUUUAUUUUACAGAAUGAAAUAUUCUAUGAAAUGUUCUCUAAAGCAAGUGCACAGAACAAUCCCCUAAAAUAGUUUGAUUUCUUUACAGAUCAGUUUUCUCAAUGUAACAUUACAAUCACAUGGGAAGGCUUUAGAAAAAUCUUUACCUGGUGUUCAAUGAGACUAAUAGCAGUCUGUAGAGUGGGCCCAGGGAAUGGUAAUUAUUAAUAUUCAGGUGCUUCUAACAAACAGCUGGGGCUGAGACUCCUUGCUACAUAAAUUUUAACACUCUCAUUAGCUCUGGUUUGACUCCAGACUUAGCACAGUUUUCUAAUUGAAUCUGUUUCCUUGUAGUUUGCCCUCAGAAUAUACUGGUCUCUAAAGAC